AAGAUGGCGCAGGGGGCGGAGUGAGGCGCAGUCGUUCGCCUAGGCUUUGGCCCGGCUUCCGGAGAUGAAAUGAUGUGAUGCCUGGGAUUUGCUUCAAAAUAAUCUGGAAGGUGGGAGUCAAUCAUUUUGACAAGUCUCCCGAAAGGAACAGCUAGCAGGAGCUGAACCCUUUUUCCAUUUGGUCUCGUGGCAAAGGCAGGGAUCACACCAACAGCUCCACACAAUAUGAUGUGCUCACUAGUGCCCUCUGAACAGUCUUCUGGUACCUCUCUCUUGCCUAAAGACAAUGCUCCUUUUUCUUGGAGUUCCUUGGAUGAGGAUGAAUUGGAUGACUCCUUGCUGGAGCUAUCUGAUGGAGAAGAUGAUGGCCAUUUCAGUUUCACAGAGGAACAGAUUCAGGAACUCUUAAAGGAUGAUGACCUAUCAAAUGAGCACUUUCCUUGGGGAGGAGGGUUGCCUAGUGAUGACAGCAGGAAUGUUGAGAAGGGAGAGAAAGGGAGUCAAAUUCCACUUGACAUUCCCCAAGAGAAAGAUUCACCGUACAACAUGGGACCAGAAGCUGAGACCCCUGACACAUUCAAACUACCUCAACUAACUAUAUCAGUUGGUCAUGGACCAACUCCUACGAAACCAUUGAACAGACGCUUUGCACUAGAAAAGAAUCUUAUAAAAGUUACAGUUGCACCAUUUGAUCCAACAGUUUGUGAUGUACUUGAUAAGGACAAGACUUAUGUGUCCAAAGUUACAUCCAGAAUUACUGAAAAACCCUCCUCCCUUGGGGAAGAGAUGAGAGAAGAUGAUCUUAGCCCAAAUGAGAGCACACUUUGCACAGAAUCUGAAGGGAUCAGCCCCAAUAACUCUGCCUAUGAUGGGCCCCCACUCCCUUCUUCAAACAAUAAUUUUCAACAUACUGUCUCUGAUAAAAAUAUGUCCGACAGUAAGAAACCUACGCCUGUAUUCUCUCAGAUCUUGGACCAUUCAGAGACUCCUAAUACAGGGUCAUCCCAGAGAAAUGGAUCAUAUAAAUCAAGUUUUGAAAUGAAGUUACCAGUUUCCAGUUCAUCAAGCAAGGAUGUUCUUGACAAGGAUUCUGGGAAGCUAAAGGUCCAUGAAAAAAGACUAGGCAAAGUCAUUCCUGUUCUGCAAGCCAAAACGAGGACUAAUGUUCCAACAUUUUCACCGUCAGACCUAGAAAAGCAGAAGCAAAGUUAUCUCAGGAAUGUCAUUGCUCAUAUAGAAGACCCAGUGGAUUCAAACCAAGGUACCUUGGGGGAGCUGUGUGCCUUGAUGGAUCAAGUUCAUCACAUGCACAACCAGAAAUGGCAGCAUCCUUCAGACCUCACCAGGCGGAACUACGCCCGGUUCCGACAGAAAUCUCUGCAAAGAUACAGUCUGACCCAGUGGGUUGACCGGAAUAAGCGAAGCCACCAUCGGUUCCAGCGUCUACCAGAUUUCCCAUACGGUCCAUUUGUCUCCUCCCAUCAGCAGUGAAGGGCCCUAUCCAGGGUCCUGUCCAGAGCAGCAUCUCUUCUUCUGCUGUUCCAUGCUUUGUAGAUUUAGAAUUUUAUUUUUCACAAUAUUUUUAUUUAAAGAACUUGUCACCUUUUGGAAAUGCAUAUUGCUGACUUGAAAUUUUUUGUAUAAGGUCCUUCAUUUUUGUGUGUGUAUGCAUUUAAGCAGUGUUGAGUUGACAUAGUUUUAAUUUUUUAAUUUAAAUUAAAGAUGGCUGCCUCCUGAAAGCCAGCAUUAAGUCAGAACAUCCCAGCUCAAGCAAAGAGCCGCCUCUCUGCAGAGGUGAAGUCUACUUCUAGUGCCCAAAAGAAAUCAUUCUUUAAUCUCUUGAAGGAAGAGAUUCUUUAUCAGGCUGCAAACCAGUUUUAAUUAUU
Messenger RNA from Budorcas taxicolor (takin), 1886 nucleotides. It is a transcript of the gene S100PBP, whose product is annotated as S100P binding protein. Gene Ontology annotation, molecular function: calcium-dependent protein binding. Lineage: Eukaryota; Metazoa; Chordata; Mammalia; Artiodactyla; Bovidae. Gene Ontology annotation, cellular component: cytosol; nucleus. The record is from RefSeq and is a predicted model, not a curated record. Bases 226 to 1491 code for a protein of 421 amino acids. The transcript has 8 exons.